Molecule: messenger RNA, 3535 nt
Organism: Coffea eugenioides
Lineage: Eukaryota; Viridiplantae; Streptophyta; Magnoliopsida; Gentianales; Rubiaceae
Product: putative leucine-rich repeat receptor-like serine/threonine-protein kinase At2g24130
Exons: 5
Coding region: 1-3351 (1116 amino acids)
Biological process (GO): protein phosphorylation
Molecular function (GO): protein binding; ATP binding; protein kinase activity
Source: RefSeq, a predicted model, not a curated record
AUGGACGCAGCUAAUUUCCUUUUGCUUUCAGCCUUGCUGGUGAUGCAUUUUGCCACAAUUGCUGGCGGUUUCAGAGUUGUUGCCACUAAAAAUAACACUCGUGAUCUGGAUGCUCUUCUUGCUCUGAAGGCAACCAUAUUAGAUCCCCAAAACAUCAUUCCAACCAACUGGUCCAGUUCUACCUCUCUAUGCAACUGGAUUGGAAUCACUUGUAACGCUCGCCAUCAAAGAGUUGCGGCCAUCGUGCUUCCUCACAUGGGGCUACUGGGAACCAUACCCCCAGAAUUGGGAAAUCUUUCAUUCCUCGUCCGGCUGAAUUUUGUGAAUAACAGCUUACAUGGACACCUUCCAACUGAGCUGUCUCAUUUGCGCCGAUUGAAAUACAUCGACCUGGAAAGCAAUGCGUUUGAUGGAGGCUUUCCAUCAUGGUUGGCGACUUUGCCUGAACUUCGGGUCUUGAACUUUUUAUAUAAUAACUUUUCGGGUUCGCUAAUGUCAUGUGGGAUUUCUAAUGUAACCAAGCUGGAGACUCUCAACUUGGGCCACAACUCAUUCACUGGAAACAUUCCUGACGAGUUCAGUGGCCUCAAGAACUUGAGUAUUGUAAACAUAGGACAUAACCAACUUACAGGCUCUCUGCCCCCGUCUUUGUUUAACCUUUCUUCACUGGAGAUACUUAGUCUUACAAAUAAUAGCUUAUCUGGUUCCCUUCCGGAACAUAUCUGCAAUCAUCUCCCUCAACUCCAAGGGCUUUUUUUGUCAAUCAACCAAGUUGAAGGUGAAAUUCCUUCCGGUAUCGGGAAAUGUUCAAGGAUUCAACAUUUUUCCUUCGCCACCAACAAAUUCACUGGAUCCAUACCGAGAGAAUUUUGGAAUCUGUCCAUGCUUCAGACAGUCUAUCUUGAAGAAAACUAUCUUAAAGGUCAAAUUCCAGAAGAUAUUUACAAUCUUCGGGAUUUUAGGCUUCUGGACAUAAGGGACAAUGAAAUGACCGGGACGAUACCUCAGGCAAUUGGUUACCUUAACAAGUUGGAGUAUUUAGCACUGGAUUCAAACAGGUUUACAGGUGCAAUCCCAGCCAAACUAUUCAAUAUUUCAUCAUUGCAAACAAUAUCGUUGGCAGCAAAUGAUCUCUCAGGCGGUCUGCCAACAACUUUAGGCAUUAUGUUACCCAGUCUUGAAUAUCUUUUUGUUGGGGGAAACAGACUAAGUGGAGUACUUGAACUGACAUCUAUCUCAAAUGCUUCAAGUCUCAUUGGUCUAGAUGUUAGUUUUAACCAAUUUACUGGUGCAAUUCCUCAUUCUCUUGGUGACUUAAGAUUACUAGAAGUCUUAGAUCUUAAAAGCAACAGUUUCUCUUAUAAGUCUAACUCUGGAGAAAUAAGCCUCUUGAUUUCCCUAUCAAAUUGCAGAUAUCUACAGGAGUUGGAAUUAGAUGAGAGUCCAUUAAAUGGCUUCCUUCCAACUUCUAUUGGAAAUCUUUCCAACAAUCUCAGAUUACUUUCUUUGAAUUACUGUGGAAUUUUUGGCCAAAUUCCAAGUUCAAUAGAAAAUUUAACCAGCUUGGCAGACCUGAGUUUGGGUGGGAAUGCUUUGGAAGGGAUAAAUCCAGCAAGUAUUAGAAGGUUAUCGGAGCUACAGAAAGUGGAGCUUGGUUAUAAUAGAAUUCAAGGACCCUUUCCAAGUGAGCUGUGUGAUUUGGUUAACUUAGGCAGAUUAAGUUUGAGCAGCAAUAUGGUUUCUGGGAGACUUCCUAGUUGCAUAGGAAACAUUACUUCCCUAAGAUAUCUAUAUCUGGAUUCCAAUAAUUUAACUUCUAAGUUGCCCUCAAACUUGUGGAGCCUAAGCGAUAUCUUGGAGCUGAAUUUGUCCACCAAUACUUUCCAAGGUUCUUUCCCACCUGAACUUCAAAAUUUGAAGGCACUGACCAUUAUGGACCUAUCUGUCAAUGACUUUUAUGGUGACAUUCCUUCAACAAUUGGAGCCCUACAGAUGUUACAAGAACUAUCCUUGAAGCAUAACAGACUACAAGGACCUAUUCCAGAUUCCAUGAAGAACAUGUUGGAAUUACAGUAUUUGGAUCUGUCAUUUAACAAUUUGACUGGUGCAAUUCCAAAGUCACUGGAGCUACUCCAGAAUCUUGUACACUUCAAUGUGUCCUUCAACAAACUAAGAGGACCAGUUCCUCAUGGAGGACCUUUUGCAAACUUUACGGAGCUAUCUUUUCUCUCAAAUGAAGCUUUAUGUGAUGCUCCAUGGCUCCAACCUUGUCAAACUUUUGAACAUAGAUCAAGGAAAAAGACUCUCUUGUUUGCAUUGUUGGCGGUUGGAUCAGCAAUGUUUGCCAUGGUCAUGUCAAUUUUGGUGAUAAGAAAGUGGAGAAGAAAAUUUGUGAUUCCAACUAAUUUUGUUGCGGAAGCAACAGUUGAAAGGGUAUCCUUCCAUGAACUUAGACAAAUGACAAAUGGGUUCCAUGAAGAUAUGUUACUUGGCUCGGGAGCCUUUGGUUCGGUUUACAAGGGAGUACGCGAAAAUGGGAUGACUUGGGCAAUAAAGACUUUUGAUUUGCAGCUAGAAGGUGCAUUUAAAAGCUUUGAUACAGAAUGUGAAGUCCUACGUAGUGUUCGUCACCGUAAUCUGACUAAAGUGAUCAGUGCUUGCUCAAGCCCUGACUUUAAAGCUUUGGUACUUGAAUACAUGCCUAAUGGAAGCCUUGAGAAGUGGCUUUAUUCAGGCAGUCAGAUCUUGAAUAUUAAGCAAAGGUUGGACAUUAUGAUAGAUGUGGCUUGUGGUUUGGAAUAUCUCCACUAUGGUUAUUCAACUCCAGUAGUUCACUGUGACUUGAAGCCUAGCAAUAUUCUUCUUAAUCAAGAUAUGGUUGGCCAUGUUUGUGAUUUUGGAAUCACGAAGUUACUGGGAGAUGGAGAAAAUGUGAUACAAACAAAGACCCUCGCUACAUUUGGAUAUAUUGCCCCAGAGUAUGGACUAGAAGGACUGGUCUCAACAAGUUGUGAUGUUUAUAGCUUUGGGAUUACAUUGAUGGAGACAUUUACAAAAAGAAGGCCUAAGGAUGAGAUGUUCACCGAAGAGUUAAGCCUAAGGCUUUGGAUAGAAGAAUCCGUACCAGAUUUUGCGAUUAAGGUUAUGGAUGCGGACUUACUUCAUCUUGAAGAUGAACUAGUCAAGAGUAAGUUAGCUUGCAUAUCAUCUAUCUUGCAACUUGGUUUAUAUUGUACAACAUAUUCUCCUGAGGACAGAAUGAACAUGAAAGAUGUUUUGAGAGCACUCCAGAAGAUCAAACUUCAAUUCUUUGAAGAGCCAAAACCUUUAAAGCAGACUCCUAAGGUGUAAUUCUGGUGAAUCCAUUUCUUUGACUCGCUGCACCAACCAAAUGCUUAAGGUUCAAGACAGGAGUGAGACGUGUGUUUUGUCAAAAGGGAUGUUAUUUUUCGUCAUUGUUGAUUUCUGUGGUUUUGUUAACGUUAUUCUUGCUUGUGGUUUGGACUUUGAAAACGAACUUUUAUGAAUUUAUGUA